ACUAGAAGAAUAAAAACCCUAGCCCAAACUUCCGCUUUGAUUCUAGGCUAGGGUUUCUUUUCUCUUAGCAAUUAGCAGGCAAUACAGAAUCAGAGUGAAGCAGCUAAGCUUGGAAUUCUUCCAUCAUGGGUCGUAUGCACAGCCGAGGUAAGGGGAUUUCUGCAUCUGCCCUGCCUUACAAGAGGACUCCACCUAGUUGGUUGAAGAUCUCCUCUCAAGAUGUUGAGGAUAACAUUUGCAAGUUUGCUAAGAAGGGUUUGACCCCAUCUCAAAUUGGUGUCAUUCUCCGAGAUUCUCAUGGGAUUGCUCAGGUGAAGAGUGUUACUGGCAGCAAGAUUCUGCGCAUACUGAAAGCCCAUGGUCUUGCUCCUGAAAUACCCGAGGAUCUGUACCACCUGAUUAAGAAAGCCGUUGCCAUCAGAAAGCAUCUUGAGAGGAACCGAAAAGACAAGGAUUCCAAGUUUAGGUUGAUCUUGGUUGAGAGCAGGAUCCACCGACUCGCCCGCUAUUAUAAGAAGACAAAGAAGCUGCCACCAGUGUGGAAAUAGUAGAAUUGCUCCACACGUGAAUCAGUGGAAGAUGACGACCACAGAAGGGAGGAAAAAACAAAAACCCAUUGGAAAUUUACUUAAAUUAAUCAGACGGCAUACAGAUGAGAUCUUUUAAUACGCUAUCAAAUUAAGACAGCCUGGGAUGUUGAUAAAAACUAGAUACCUCCUGGCUUGCAUGCUUACAUGAAAUAAGCUCCUAGUUAAAUCUAUAAUUGACUUGCAGGCUUCGAGGUUGUAAGGUUCCAAACUAGCCAUGAUGUACGUAAGGUGUGACUUCUGAAUUGGAUGUUAAUAAACUAUCCAACAAUGAAUAUAUCUCCAUAACUUGGGGAUGCGACUUAUCUUGCACAAAGAA
Molecule: messenger RNA, 906 nt
Organism: Gossypium arboreum
Lineage: Eukaryota; Viridiplantae; Streptophyta; Magnoliopsida; Malvales; Malvaceae
Product: 40S ribosomal protein S13-like
Exons: 5
Coding region: 126-548 (140 amino acids)
Biological process (GO): translation
Cellular component (GO): nucleolus; ribosome; cytosolic small ribosomal subunit
Molecular function (GO): structural constituent of ribosome; small ribosomal subunit rRNA binding
Source: RefSeq, a predicted model, not a curated record